AUGGCAGAUCAUUCGAGCAGCUCAUCUUCGCUGCAGAAGAAGCCAAUUAAUACUAUCGAGCAUAAAGACACUUUGGGCAAUGAUCGGGAUCACAAGGAAGCCUUGAACAGUGAUAAUGAUAAUACUUCUGGAUUGAAAAUCAAUGGUGUCCCCAUCGAGGACGCUAGAGAGGAAGUGCUCUUACCAGGUUACUUGUCGAAGCAAUAUUACAAAUUGUACGGUUUAUGUUUUAUAACAUAUCUGUGUGCUACUAUGCAAGGUUAUGAUGGGGCUUUAAUGGGUUCUAUCUAUACCGAAGAUGCAUAUUUGAAAUACUACCAUUUGGAUAUUAACUCAUCCUCUGGUACUGGUCUAGUGUUCUCUAUUUUCAACGUUGGUCAAAUUUGCGGUGCAUUCUUUGUUCCUCUUAUGGAUUGGAAAGGUAGAAAACCUGCUAUUUUAAUUGGGUGUCUGGGUGUUGUUAUUGGUGCUAUUAUUUCGUCUUUAACAACAACAAAGAGUGCAUUAAUUGGUGGUAGAUGGUUCGUGGCCUUUUUCGCUACAAUCGCUAAUGCAGCAGCUCCAACAUACUGUGCAGAAGUGGCUCCAGCUCACUUAAGAGGUAAGGUUGCAGGUCUUUAUAACACCCUUUGGUCUGUCGGUUCCAUUGUUGCUGCCUUUAGCACUUACGGUACCAACAAAAACUUCCCUAACUCCUCCAAGGCUUUUAAGAUUCCAUUAUACUUACAAAUGAUGUUCCCAGGUCUUGUGUGUAUAUUUGGUUGGUUAAUCCCAGAAUCUCCAAGAUGGUUGGUUGGUGUUGGCCGUGAGGAAGAAGCUCGUGAAUUCAUUAUCAAAUACCACUUAAAUGGCGAUAGAACUCAUCCAUUAUUGGAUAUGGAGAUGGCAGAAAUAAUAGAAUCUUUCCAUGGUACAGAUUUAUCAAACCCUCUAGAAAUGUUAGAUGUAAGGAGCUUAUUCAGAACGAGAUCGGAUAGGUACAGAGCAAUGUUGGUUAUACUUAUGGCUUGGUUCGGUCAAUUUUCCGGUAACAAUGUGUGUUCGUACUAUUUGCCUACCAUGUUGAGAAAUGUUGGUAUGAAGAGUGUCUCAUUGAAUGUGUUAAUGAAUGGUGUUUAUUCCAUCGUCACUUGGAUUUCUUCAAUUUGCGGUGCAUUCUUUAUUGAUAAGAUUGGUAGAAGGGAAGGUUUCCUUGGUUCUAUCUCAGGUGCUGCAUUAGCAUUGACAGGUCUAUCUAUCUGUACUGCUCGUUAUGAGAAGACUAAGAAGAAGAGUGCUUCCAAUGGUGCAUUGGUGUUCAUUUAUCUCUUUGGUGGUAUCUUUUCUUUUGCUUUCACUCCAAUGCAAUCCAUGUACUCAACAGAAGUGUCUACAAACUUGACGAGAUCUAAGGCCCAACUCCUCAACUUUGUGGUUUCUGGUGUUGCCCAAUUUGUUAAUCAAUUUGCUACUCCAAAGGCAAUGAAGAAUAUCAAAUAUUGGUUCUAUGUGUUCUACGUUUUCUUCGAUAUUUUCGAAUUUAUUGUUAUCUACUUCUUCUUCGUUGAAACUAAGGGUAGAAGCUUAGAAGAAUUAGAAGUUGUCUUUGAAGCUCCAAACCCAAGAAAGGCAUCCGUUGAUCAAGCAUUCUUGGCUCAAGUCAGGGCAACUUUGGUCCAACGAAAUGACGUUAGAGUUGCAAAUGCUCAAAAUUUGAAAGAGCAAGAGCCUCUAAAGAGCGAUGCUGAUCAUGUCGAAAAGCUUUCAGAGGCAGAAUCUGUUUAA
Molecule: messenger RNA, 1764 nt
Organism: Kluyveromyces lactis
Lineage: Eukaryota; Fungi; Ascomycota; Saccharomycetes; Saccharomycetales; Saccharomycetaceae
Product: sugar porter family MFS transporter
Exons: 1
Coding region: 1-1764 (587 amino acids)
Biological process (GO): carbohydrate transport; transmembrane transport
Cellular component (GO): membrane
Molecular function (GO): carbohydrate:proton symporter activity
Source: RefSeq, a predicted model, not a curated record